UACAGAUUCCUCUCAUUCCCCCACUUCCCCAAUCCCUAAUCCUUUACCCUAAUUAUUUAAUAAUGACAACCGAUUCAUAAUCACAUCAUUAAUUAAUUCUUCCCCCACCACCAACAAAUUUGCAGCUAUAUAAGGGCCCCACAGAUUCUUUCCCUUUUUAAUUUCUUUUUUGAGUUUCAAUAUUUUCCUUGGUUUUUCCAGCUCUUUCAUUCUCUCCAGAAAUGAAGCACACUGAAGAGGGUUGCCGAGAAUUCUUGGAAAAAUAGCAAAAGGGAUAUUUUUCUUGGAAUUUCCCAGCUGAUUCUUGAUGACUGAUAGAUCAACGACGUGGAAUAUUCAUGUUAAAGCCUGAUUUUUUUCUAGGACGUCAUCAAGAUCUGCUUGUUGUCUCUUCUCUUCAAUCUUCUUGCUCCCAGGCAUACCCGCACAGGUCAAUGGACUUAACAUCAUUAAGAUGCCUUAUUAACAGUAUUUCUAGAUUUGCUCAUCUGGUAACCUGUCGUAUAUCAAAGACGAUGCCAGCUGAGGAGGAUUAUAGAAAUUUAGUUUCUUUACUGAAACAUUUGAAACCCAUCCUUGAUGAUGUUGCCGAUCACGAAGCACCUCAGGGUGAAGCUUUGUCUAAAGAGUGUGAAGAGUUGGAUAUAGCUGUGAAUGAGGCUAGAGAGUUCCUUGAAAAAUGGUCUUCAAGAAAGAGCAAGCUUCUUUUUGUGCUGCAAAGUAAGCCGUACGUCCUGAAAAUUCAGAUCUCAUCUAUUAAGCUAUCUCUCGUCCUACAUGUACUAUCUGAAUCAUUACCAACUAAUUCGACUCUAUCUAAUGCUCAGUUCUGUGUGCAAGAGUCGCAAAAUCUGAAGCUAGGACAACUAUCAGAACACAUAGAAGAGAUUCUUAGACGCCAAAAAGAAGGGAAAACUCCUGAUGCGGAACACCUUAUGGAGAUAAUUGAGUCCUUCAACUUGGGAUCAAGUCAAGAGCUCUUGAGUGAGUCUAUUGCACUUGAAAAUGAGAAACAAAAAGCUCAAGACAGCAAAGGAAAAGGGGAUUUAGAUCAAAUUUCUCAAACUGUAGACCUUAUAUCUCACAUUCGUGAUUGUGUGGUUGAGCUAGGGAACUUUAAAUCCCUAAAUGGUAUUCAGAUACCAUCAUAUUUCCGCUGUCCAUUAUCUUUGGAGCUGAUGCUGGAUCCUGUAAUUGUUGCUUCUGGCCAAACUUAUGAGCGUGCUGCCAUUCAGAAAUGGUUGGAUCAUGGGCUAGUAACAUGCCCCAAAACCGGUUGCAGACUUUCACAUAAAAAUCUUAUUCCCAAUUUUACGGUUAAAGCCCUCAUAGCAAAUUGGUGCAGUGAAAACAGAGUAGAACUCUCCAAAAAUCCUGCCAGUGCAAAUACGGAAGAAGAUCAAUGUUGUUCUGAGAGCGUCAGUUGUGAAGUUGAUCGGCAAUCACAAAUGGGAAAUUCUGUACCAAGAUCCUCAAAUGAAGUUGGACAUGGUUCUGAGACUGAGAAGGUCAAUGAAGGCUAUCGUGUUUUUAGAGAGGAGACUGACAAACUCGACCAGUCUUCCCCGGAGCAUUCAUAUGUUCACAGCAGGAGUGAGUCAGCGUCAAGUGCUGUUUCAAGCAUUGAUUAUGUCCCAUCAGUGGAGAUAGGAAUUCCAAGAAUAUCGCCUAAGCAGGAUAACGUGAGUGAUAGACUGGGUGAUGUAAAAUUUGCUUGCUCAACUUCCCUGCCAAAUGAAAUUCCUGGGCCAUCUCCUUUAUCUAGACAAGAGCACAACAGUUCCAACACAAUGGCUGAAAUGGUUGUGAAUGGAAACCAUAAUAUACCUAGAACUCCUACAUUUACAUCUGAGUCAAGGUAUAAUGAAUUGACUUCUACUUCCUAUGUUGAAAAACUCAUCAAUGACUUGAAGAGUGUUUCGACUGAAGUACAAACUGCAGCUGCUGGAGAACUACGGUUUCUUGCAAAGUAUAAUAUGGACAACCGCUUAAUCAUUGGCCAAUCUGGGGCUAUUGCCCCACUAAUCUCUCUUUUACACUCAGAUGUGGAGCUGACUCAAGAACAUGCUGUCACUGCACUUCUAAAUUUAUCAAUUAAUGAAAGCAUCAAGGCCAGGAUUGCAGAAGAAGGUGCUCUGGAACCGCUUAUUCAUGCUUUGAGAACUGGAAACACAGGAGCGAAAGAGAAUGCUGCAGCUGCUCUUUUUAGCAUAUCGCUUUUGGAUGAGUACAGGAUAAAGAUAGGUCGAUCUGGUGCAGUUAAAGCGCUGGUUGAUCUUUUAGGAUCGGGCACUUUCCGAGGAAAGAAAGAUGCUGCAACUGCCUUAUUUAACCUAUCUAUAUUUCAUGAAAAUAAGGUUCGUAUAGUUCAGGCAGGAGCUGUGAAGUACUUAGUGCGGUUCUUGGACCCCGCAACAGAAAUGGUCGAUAAAGCUGUAGCUCUUCUUGCAAAUCUGUCUACUGUCGUGGAAGGAUGCUCAGCUAUUGCUCGAGAAGGAGGCAUACCGUUACUCGUCGAGAUACUUGAGACAGGCUCUCCAAGGGGAAAGGAAAAUGCUGCUUCUAUACUAUUGCAGCUGUGCAUUAACAGUCCCAAAUAUUGUCGGAGCAUUUUGCAAGAAGGAGCUGUUCCGCCUCUCGUCGCAUUGUCUCAGUCUGGCACUCCUAGAGCCAAGGAAAAGGCCCAACAGCUUCUCAGUCACUUCCGCAGCCAGCGUGAGAAUGCCACUUCAAGAGGGAGACCAUGAAAUGGCAAAGAAAAAACAUUAAUUCCUGUUUUCUUGUACUACUUCUGGUGGCUAUUGUAGGUUAUCAUCUCCCAACAGAGGUUCUGAAAAUAUCAUUUUCCUUAAAAUUUACAGAUUUGUUGUGAGUUGUGAAAAGCUCGUCUGAAAUGCAUAUAGAGUUAGAGCAUUUCUUGGUAGCUCCAUAGUUGGCUGUUCUUUCCCACGAGGUUUUGGUUUGUGGUUCCUUUGUUCUUUGCUGCAUUAAUGGAAGUAGUUUGUACAGUAUUUUGUACAUAUAUCCUUAAGUUGUUACACAACAUUUUUGGUCAUUUUUUCAUAUUAGUCCUUGUUGUGAACCAUUGUCUGAACUAUCACAAGAUGCCUUUGUACAUCAUGAGGCUAAAUGCAGAAUUUCUGCUCCUAUGGCUAAUCACCACAAUUUUUUACUCCA
This is a messenger RNA of Sesamum indicum (sesame), 3177 nucleotides long. Its product is annotated as ARM repeat superfamily protein. The record is from RefSeq and is a predicted model, not a curated record. Lineage: Eukaryota; Viridiplantae; Streptophyta; Magnoliopsida; Lamiales; Pedaliaceae. Gene Ontology annotation, molecular function: protein binding; ubiquitin-protein transferase activity. Gene Ontology annotation, biological process: protein ubiquitination.